This is a messenger RNA of Pieris macdunnoughi, 321 nucleotides long. Lineage: Eukaryota; Metazoa; Arthropoda; Insecta; Lepidoptera; Pieridae. The record is from the annotation of a GenBank genome assembly.
AUGGAAAUAUCGCCAAAUCCUGAGGAAUCUUCAAAUGCAGUUACUGUUCAAGUUGAUGUCCAUCAUCGGCAUUGUUCACAACUCAGUGCAUCAGUUGCUACCACAAACCAUAUCUGUGUGAAUGAAACUCAAGCAACGAAUGAUGUUUCUUCAAUCCACCCUGGUUAUCCAAAAACAGCUGCAGAGCGAAUGCGAGAGUAUAGAGCUCGGAAAAAAAAAAGAAGCUCUAGCGGUGAAUCAUCAAAAACAGAAAAGAUCAGCCGCAGAGCGUGCCAAAGAGUACAGAAUCCGAAAAAAAAUGAAGAUCCAUUCAGGAGGUAA